Melampsora larici-populina 98AG31 is the source of this 1011-nucleotide messenger RNA. RefSeq lists its product as uncharacterized. The transcript is spliced from 10 exons. Lineage: Eukaryota; Fungi; Basidiomycota; Pucciniomycetes; Pucciniales; Melampsoraceae. Bases 1 to 1011 code for a protein of 336 amino acids. The record is from RefSeq and is a predicted model, not a curated record.
AUGAGAAACGCUGACUUCACAGCUUUUGGUAAAGGAAAACAUUCACCAAAGAUACCACCAUUAGGUGUAAAUGAACAUUCAAGAGGGAUUUCAGGUGGACCUCAAUCUAAACUCACGUCCAAAGGGUUUGGUAAGAUUGUAGAAACUGGUGGUGGUGGUGCUGGUUCGAUUUUAGAUGAUGAUGAUAUUAGUCCACUUCAAGUUACGAUUAGAAGUGCUACUGUUUUCUUUAUUCUUAUCAAUUUAUUCAUUUAUAUAGCUAUUGCUAGUUUUCAAAAGCGUUGGGAUGUUGGUCCAUCAGGUCUAACAGGUUUAGCUCUAUUUGUCCUCUGUCAAGCUUUCCUACACGCUUUAUCAUUCUUAGUAGUACCUCAGAUAUACGAACGAACAGAUACAUUAAAAGGAUUUGCUCGUGCUAUUCGAUUAACUCGUGUUCAAUUCAUCGUCUAUGGAACCCAAACUGGUUUCACACUCAUUCUAUCAUUGGUCUCUACUAUUUCUGCAUAUACUGGUGGUUGUAAGAAUCGAGAUUCAGAUCCGAAUUCACAAUUAAAAGAUUAUACUGCCAAUAUGGGUGGUUUCUGUAGAAACAAACGAGCCGCCGCAGCAUUUUGGUGGUUCAGUUUCAUUUCAUUUGCUUUCUCACUUGGAAUCGUUCUUAAAUCUUGGUAUUCGAUUCGAAAGAUGGGACCAUCUCAUCCAGCAUUCGAACCACCAAGAGGUGGAAGAACAAUAGAUGAAGAACAACAAGCAGAAGAAGAAGAAGAAGAUGAGGAUCCAUUACGUAGUGAGAUGUCUGCAGUAAGACACAGCAAUGUAGGAGGCUAUUAUGGUGAUCGACCUGUCUUUGAAGCUGAUCGGAUUCCUACGGGUUACGCAAGACCUGUACCGUACGGACAACAACCUUCAGUUCCAACCACAAACGAAGUGGUGUAUCAAAGACCAGUGAUGUCAACCUAUAACGAUCCAUUUGAUGAGAUCCGUGCUCAAAUCUAUUCAGCUGGUCGAUAA